This is a messenger RNA of Carassius auratus (goldfish), 1154 nucleotides long. RefSeq names its product RRP15-like protein. The transcript is spliced from 5 exons. Bases 55 to 855 code for a protein of 266 amino acids. Gene Ontology annotation, biological process: maturation of LSU-rRNA; maturation of 5.8S rRNA. The record is from RefSeq and is a predicted model, not a curated record. NCBI's taxonomy places the organism in Eukaryota, Metazoa, Chordata, Actinopteri, Cypriniformes, Cyprinidae. Gene Ontology annotation, cellular component: preribosome, large subunit precursor.
GCGUCUCUUGUUGCACACGGACUGUUUAGCAAGUACUCGUAAAUACCAGUAAAGAUGGCGACGCUCAUGAAGAAGCCACAUGUCGUUGUCGAAGAGGGAAAUGAGGAAGAGUGGGGCGUUUCUGAUGACAGCAUCAGUAAUGAUGGAGAGUGUGGACCAGAAAGUGGUCAGGAGGGAUCCAGUGUGGGAAGUGAAGUAGAAGACAGCGGUGAUGAGGAUGGGAAGACUGAAGAAGGACAGAGUGGAGAUGGUGUGGAAAAUCCCAAUGUCGGAUGGGCUGAAGCCAUGGCCAAAAUCCUGGGGAAGAAAACGCCAGAGAGCAAACCCAGCAUCCUCCUGAAGAACAAAGAGCUGGACAAGAUCAAAGAGAAGGAGAAGAAAGAGCGUCUGGAGAAAAAGAAAAAGAUCGAUAAGAAACGAGCGUGGGAGAAUAUGUGCAGAGAGAAGCCUGAUGUGGUUCGAGACCGAGAGCAUGAGAGGAACCUACAGAAGAUUGCUACCAGAGGUGUGGUGCAGUUGUUCAACGCAGUGAAGAAGCAUCAGAAGAACGUGGAUGACAGGAUUAAGGAAGUUGGGGCUUCAGAGAGAAAGAAAUCCAGAAUUCUGUCCUCAGUGACUAAGAAGGACUUCAUUGAUGUCUUGAGAGGAGCAGACGUGGCUCACAAACCAGCCAUUAAAAAAGAGAAAGUGCAGCCUGUAGACGUGAAAGGGGAGAAUCCGUCCUGGAGCGUGUUGAGGGAUGAUUUUAUGAUGGGCACAUCCAUGAAGGACUGGGAUAAGGAGAGCGAUGAAGAGCGUGAGGAAGGAGAAGACGACCUCGAGCCUGCUGAAGACUACAGCAGUGAAUCAGACUGAACCAUCACUACUGCACCUGUGCAUCGUGUAGUGCACACGUUCAAGUGCACUUACAGACCCUGAGAUCACUGCGCCGAGACGCCAGACUCCGCAUCACCUGGAGAUCUCCGAAGGUGGAUCAUGUGAGACAGGAGAAGGGAGAGACUGUAAUCUGUGAUGUGAUGUGACCCUGAUCUUGAUUUGCUCGUGUGUCCUGGUAAAGCAGGGGCUGUUUCUGAGUGCACUGAUGAGUGCUCUUCUUCUGUAUAUAGUCAUUUAUACCACAGUGUCUUUUGCUAAAUAAAUCAUUUCCUUCAUUA